Molecule: messenger RNA, 1128 nt
Organism: Mollisia scopiformis
Lineage: Eukaryota; Fungi; Ascomycota; Leotiomycetes; Helotiales; Mollisiaceae
Exons: 1
Coding region: 1-1128 (375 amino acids)
Source: RefSeq, a predicted model, not a curated record
AUGUGUGUUUGGUCUUCCAUCGCCUAUGGCUGUGGCCACCAUGGAGUGAGCCACCAAAUGUGCAAGGUCAAGGAGGAUGCAAGAGACACCGGUUUCAUCCACUCUGUCCAGUGCGAACUGAUAGAGACAGCUCUGGAACAGCCGCGCUCUUGCCCAGCGUGUGGGGGAAGGGUUGAGGUGGCGGUGGUCACACCAAGCAAGCAAGACUCACACCUUCUCGAGAAAGACUCUCGCAACACUUUACCUUCACAGACCGGCAAGACUCUUCCAGGCGCACAUACCCAAGAUAGCAAACCACUUCCACCACGCCUACCAACACUUGCCGGCAUCUUGCUUAAGAAGCGCAAGAUUAAGAUCUGGCAAGGCACAUCCCAAGCCACAGGUCUUGAGUGGGCUCGACGAACUGAGCAAGAUGACCUACCAAAGGACCUCCUCCCCGCUGACGGACGCGUCAUCGGCGAGGAUGGCCAACUUUGGCUAACAGCUGCUGCUCACCUGAAGCAGCAGAAGCGUGGCAAAGUUCCACUAUUCGGAUUUGGGAAGAAUCACCUCCAUGAGAGGGAUCAACCAGAUACGCUUCGAGAGGCAUACAGAGCUGGCGAGACUGGCCAGCAAGCCAGCUCUGGCCUUCGUGCAAAGCCUGCCUUGCCUUUGACAAGCAAGGCAGGUCAAGAAUCAGUAUCUGCUCAAGAAGAAGCAGAGCUAUUCUUUAACGUCAAAGAACAAGACAAGAGACAGAACUACCCCUCCUGCCUUGUCCCAGGUGGACCAAGUGAUCUCUCGCAGAAGAUCAGUUACUCACAACUGUCUGCGCUUUACGAGGUCGCCUCUACCAACACCCCUCGAGAAACGACAGCACGAAAUACCACUGAGCCCGUCCCAGCUCAGGGCAAAGCUGCCAAGUCGUCUCAAAACAACACCACCAGCACAUACAAAGCGUAUGAUGCUGGGAAGCAGCAAGCCGCAGCUUCCGUAGCCCCCACCACUAGUGUGGUAAUGAUCAACGCAGCCAAGCCGGCUGCAGAUCAGAGCAAGCGCUUUGCUCCCCGACUUCCAAACUCGAAGCGCAUCUCCCCUCUCCACUUCGAAGGCACAGUCCUCGGAGCUUUCCGCAACUUCUCUAGAUAA